This is a messenger RNA of Seminavis robusta, 1625 nucleotides long. NCBI's taxonomy places the organism in Eukaryota, Bacillariophyta, Bacillariophyceae, Naviculales, Naviculaceae. The record is from the annotation of a GenBank genome assembly.
CCAAAACCAAAGACCGUCCCGUCAAACUGCGCACACAGCACAACCCCAAGGGCUACCGCAUCCCAAUAAGCACCAUACCACCAACAAACGCCAAGCUUAUAAAGGGAUACGAAACACCCAAUUAAUUUUAAAAGACUGAUCUACCAAAGAACGCACAAGAUGGGCCCGUUUCUGUUUUCGAUAGCGCUGCUGUGUCUUGCUUCCAUCGUCCAAUCUCAGUCUACCAAUGAUACCACGACGACGACCGUCACUCUAUUGAAUCGAUCCGUCGCGGUGACGGCAACCCGUAUUGACUGGAGCGACGAUGGCCUGAUAGGCACAAUCCCAUCUGAGAUUGGUCUCCUGACUGACUUGACGCAUUUGUCAUUAUCAUUCAAUGAUAUCUCUGGGACCCUCCCUUCUGAGAUUGGAUUGCUCACUGAGUUGAGUUAUUUCUCGGCCAAUGUUACGAGACUUGAAGGGACCAUUCCGAACUCUUUGUCAAUGUUGACCAAGUUAUCGGUCUUGGAUCUUGCCAUGAAUUUUCUGACUGGGACAGUGCCCUCGGAACUUGGUCGACUGAGUCUCUUAUCAUCUCUACAGCUGUUUGCGCAGGACCUUACGGGAUAUGUCCCUUCAGAAAUUGGGCUAUUGCAGAAUCUUACGUCCUUGCCGUUUGUAGGAAAUCUCUUCUCCGGUGAGAUUCCCGAGGAAAUUGGCACCAUGACCCAGUUGACAAUUCUGUCGUUUUGGGGCAACAACCUAAAUUCGACAAUCCCCUCGGAACUGGGACAAUUGACGCAAUUGCAACGCAUGUCGUUUUCCCUAAACUCUUUAUCCGGGACCGUACCGACCACUCUUGGCCGUCUGACCAAUUUGGUCAGUUUGUCCCUCAAUUACAAUGACCUGUCAGGGCCCAUUCCCAGUGAACUGGGACUCUUGACCAACCUGGAAUCACUGCGACUCUUCGCCAACGAUUUGACGGGAACCGUUCCGGAGGAAGUUUGCUUGUUGACGACGACCACCACAACGACACAUCAAUCCGCCAAUGACACUGUAGUAUUCCUUCAUCGCAUUGGUUUGGACUGUUUGGAAGUUUCCUGUGGCGGCAACUGCGCCUGUACGUGUUACGAUGUGUGGUCCUUGGAGGCUAAUAUUGGCUUAUUCUCGGCCAGUAGUAGUACCAGCAUCUCUCGAUCCUCCUCGGUGCCAUAGUGUCUCUGACUGACUGACUGACAGAGAGACCAUGUGAUGGCUUUCCAGCGACCAUGUUUCUGUACCACACUCAAACUGUGACAUACAACAACAAAAGGAUUACCGUGGUUACUCGAGUCUUCUCGCUGUACUGUACUGUGCUGUACUGUACUGUACCGGUACUGUACGUGUAGGUGGGUGGAUCCAGUGGCACGUCGCCUGCAUGGGUCGGAAGUUGGCUCAGGUAGCCAGAAGCGUCGGCCAAGGCAACCAUGCACGUGUUUCAAAAGUGAAUGGCGCUGAAAGAUAUACUGCUUCAUUGCUACCUUUUAAAAUUGCUUGCAUUCUUGUGAUUGUAAAUGUGCGUAGCUAACUAUAAAUUAGCAAUAUAGAGGCAACUUUGUUUCACAAUCUACCAACCAAACAUUUUUGUAGAUUGUGUCCUUCCACAC